UUCACCGGCUCCCAACCGCCAAACCAUGGCGUCUUCACAUGAUGUCCAUGUCGCGAAGACUUCAUGCCUGCUGUGUAGACAAUCACCAACGGCCGGGACAUACAUCCUGGACCUGGCUCGAACUCGCCUGGUGGUCCCUGAAUAUCGAUACCCGUGCGCCAGCUGCAAUCGAUCGCCGUCCCCAUCGGUGUGGUUUCAUCCAGCAUGCUAUGAAAUCCUAGAGGCUACGUACGAGCCGUCCGGGAAACCCACUAUGGAAGAGUUGGGGAAACUUGCGGCUGCCACGAGACCCAGGUAUGAGUCUCGCCAUGCCAAAGGAGGCGAGGUAGCGUCGGUCCUCGAAGGGCUCUUGAGCAAGUAUACGACACGCAUCCUCCAGGAGAGCUUCGACCAGGAUUUGCUUCGGCGAUUGCCGCUGGAAAUCCGAGUCAUGAUCGCCGAGCUGAUAGGACCCUGCUGGUACUUGACCGUCCUGGGCGAGAGCCGUCGGCUGAUUGAACACCUGAGGCAGCCCACGGACAGCCAGUGCAUGCAGCUCGACCUAACACGAGACAUCUGGAUAUCGAGAAUCAACUACCGGGGCAGUUUUUAUGUAGCACGCAUCAGCAACACGCCGUUGAAAUCAACGGUCCCUUCCGGUCAAUCUCACAUACAGCCGCCCAGUACAAUCUCCAAGGUUGUCCUGUCAAUUGAUGGUAUUGGUCUACGUGGCUUACAAGUCCUGGACCCUUACUCAAGUCCGACAUCGGAUCGGUCACCGUGGUUCGAAAUUCUCGAAGCGGGAAAAUCCCAGCUAAAAGCCCAGGUCACCUUUGAUGGCCUGUUUGUGAGAGGUAUUCGCCUGUCUGGAAAUGAUGUCUCUUCUGCUAUGAACUGGACCUCUCCUUGCCCGCCCAAAUUCAAUCCGUGGAAUUUCUAUGACGUGCAUAAGAACCAUCGAUUACACUACGUUGAGCUCCAUGCCCAAGUCCAAGGUCUUCUUGUGUGCUGUGCCAACGGUAGCACUGUCGGAAUCCACGGCUUCUCGGGUACGUCCAAACCUUUCAGGGAUUUCGUCGACUUUAUGCAUGGACGCAGGGCUACGAGUUACAAGCACUGGAUUUACUUCCCAUUGAAUGGACAGGAGGCCAUUACAGGGGCUUGGAUCCGGAAGAUUAAAGUCUGCCGUGGAUCGGCCUCCCACCCUGUCUUAGUCGUAAGUCCAACAUUUCUCGUUCGGUUUCGAUCACUCACCGGCCAGUUGCAAACCUCCCUAGGAAGAGCCGUCACAUUCGGACCCCAUUAUCCAGCCCGCAUUAUCGAUCAGUACGAGUACCAUCCUUUGCUUCAACAUGGUGAUGGACCCAUUUCGGGGAUAUUUCAUGAUGGACUAGAUCCAGUUUCCAAGUAUAUCUCAGAGUUUGGCGUUACCUGCAGUGACCUGGGCCAGGCCGAUAUCCGAGAACCGCCCCCUGUGGGCUCUCGCUUUGAGCCCCCGCCAAUUCCUCCUGGUCGAGGCUCCAUUAUCACCACCUGGUACAUGACAAAGGCCCCACUAAACGGUCUCGUAAGAGUGCAGGCCUGCAGGGACCAAGCACAACCACAUCGCCCGUACCUAGGCCUUCUGUUAUUCUACAAUGACCAGCAUGUCGAGUCCCUAGGACAAGUCCGCUGGGACCUUGAUAUGAACCAGGAGAUUCUGAGCCCGAUGUACGUUCGGAAAGGGAUCGUUGAUGGUCGGAAUUACGUCAAGGACAUCCAAAGCGACAGCCCACCCUCGGGACCAGAUUUAGAGUCAGGGGAGUGGCAAAGGCUACCGGGGCAGGGCACUCUUGUUUGGUGGUCUGGUCAUGUUGAGCCCUGA
Molecule: messenger RNA, 1843 nt
Organism: Aspergillus ibericus CBS 121593
Lineage: Eukaryota; Fungi; Ascomycota; Eurotiomycetes; Eurotiales; Aspergillaceae
Exons: 4
Coding region: 26-1843 (605 amino acids)
Source: RefSeq, a predicted model, not a curated record